Rhinopithecus roxellana (golden snub-nosed monkey) is the source of this 2181-nucleotide messenger RNA. It is a transcript of the gene EIF1AD, whose product is annotated as eukaryotic translation initiation factor 1A domain containing. The transcript has 5 exons. Bases 1511 to 2008 code for a protein of 165 amino acids. Gene Ontology annotation, biological process: translational initiation. NCBI's taxonomy places the organism in Eukaryota, Metazoa, Chordata, Mammalia, Primates, Cercopithecidae. Gene Ontology annotation, cellular component: nucleus. Gene Ontology annotation, molecular function: RNA binding; translation initiation factor activity. The record is from RefSeq and is a predicted model, not a curated record.
UUGAGGCGCCACGGACCUCGACGGCGUCCUUAGUAGGCGCUCCUUUCCGGUUCUUCGCGGGAAGCCCUGUCUUCUAAGGUCUCGCUCCUCGAGCAGUUCUGAGGGAGAGAGGCCUCCAGGGAGAGAACUUCCUUUCUGUGCUGCCCGGACCCGGAACUCAAGGACUUAGGCUUGACCGACCUGGCGUGGGGAAGAGUUAGAAGACGGACAAGGGAGGGUACGGGUGGCCGGGAGGCCUCUGAGACAGCGCCGGAAGACGGUUUUCGGAGGGAUUCGACUCAGACUCACGUCGCACUCCUCGCAGUGGGACCGGUGGGAACUGGGAACGCUGGAGACCUGAUUUCGAGGUGACGCUGCCGUCGCGGCCGCCGGCAAGUUCCUUUACUGUGUUUUCUUGGCUCAGCCUUGAAGUGAGUCGUGGACGAUCCUCUCUCAGCGUCCAGCCUGGACAGCGGGGUUGCUCCGGCAGCGUUCCUGGGAGCCCAGGGCCAGAGACUGAGUGUGGGUGUUUCUCUGAGGGUCUUUUCUCCGGGAUAGACAGGGAGGAGGAAGGAGAACGGCAACUAGAGAUGACAGUGUUUCCUUCGGAAACCAUCAGUCUUAAGGGUACUGGCCCUCGUCUUCUAAGUACGCAAGUCAGAAAAAUGCAGAUGUCGCAGACAAGCCUGCUCACCUCAACCUUUAAUUAACUAGUUCCUGGCUUGGACCGUCACGGUGGCCACCUAAUUUGUCUCCGGCUGUAGUGUGUUGCCAGACUCAACUUCUCUGUUGUGUGGACUAUGCCAGACUUGGGGUGUACAAGCGUGUUGAGAAAGAUACGGUUUAUUUCAAACUCCUUCCAGAGAGGUUGUCAGGAUGAUUUCUCUGGAACAUGCCUAUAGUUUUAUAUUGCACCAGCACGUAAGAUUGUAGAAGUUACUUUUUUUUUUUUUUUUGAAACGGAGUCUCACUCUGUCGCCCAGGCUGGAGUGCAGUGGCACGAUCUUGGCUCACUCUAAGCUCCGCCUCCCGGGUUCACGCCAUUCUCCUGCCUCAGCCUCUCAAGUAGCUGGGACUACAGGCGCCCGCCACCACGCCCGGCUAAUUUUUUGUAUUUUUAGUGGAGACGGGGUUUCACCGUGUUAGGAUGGUUUGGAUCUCUUGACCUCGUGAUUCGCCCGCCUCGGCCUCCCAAAGUGCUGGGAUUACAGGCGUGAGCCACCGCUCCCUGCCGGAGUUACUUUUACAUGACAUGCACUGUAUUGUCCCAUUCUGUAACAGUGCUGAGUUAGCUGUUAUUUUUCUGGGACCUAGAGAAGUUGAAUAGUUAGGAAAUACACGAAGGUAGGAUUUGAAUCCAGGCAGUUAGACUUCAGAGCCCAUGUUCUUAACCAAGACACCGUGUCACCCCUCAGUAAAAGGCCCCUCCCCAUCUUCAGAACAGUCCUGGGUUCUGAGCCUGCCAUCCAAGGAACUCAGGAGGAGGAGUUGACAGUCUCUUCAUUCCUAACCACUCUGGGACAACUUCAGCAUGUCUCAGGCCACCAAGAGGAAGCAUGUGGUGAAGGAGGUGCUGGGGGAGCACAUCGUGCCCUCCGACCAGCAGCAGAUUGUCAGGGUACUCAGGACCCCAGGGAACAAUCUGCAUGAGGUGGAGACAGCCCAAGGGCAGCGCUUCCUGGUGAGCAUGCCCUCCAAAUACCGCAAGAACAUCUGGAUCAAGAGAGGGGACUUUCUCAUUGUUGACCCCAUUGAAGAGGGAGAAAAGGUGAAGGCUGAGAUCUCGUUUGUGCUCUGCAAGGACCACGUGCGCUCCCUGCAGAAGGAGGGCUUUUGGCCUGAGGCCUUCUCUGAAGUGGCUGAGAAACACAACAACAGGAACAGACAAACUCAACCAGAACUCCCAGCUGAGCCACAGUUAUCAGGAGAGGAGUCCAGCUCAGAAGAUGAUUCUGACCUGUUUGUUAACACAAACCGCAGACAGUAUCAUGAGAGUGAGGAGGAGAGCGAAGAGGAGGAGGCCGCCUGAGACUCCAGGAUCCACUUUUCCACUUGCUCAGGGACUGGCCCCUGGCUCAUCUGGGCUUGGACAUUCCCAGGGUGCUCUGCAGAUCUUCACCCCGGGUGAGGACAAAGCAGGGCCCCUCUCUGAACUGAUGUUUUGAUUAGGAGAAUUAAACCCCUGGUGGGUUGGUGACUUGU